Molecule: messenger RNA, 1437 nt
Organism: Phytophthora infestans T30-4
Lineage: Eukaryota; Oomycota; Peronosporomycetes; Peronosporales; Peronosporaceae
Product: Major Facilitator Superfamily (MFS)
Exons: 3
Coding region: 1-1437 (478 amino acids)
Biological process (GO): monosaccharide transmembrane transport
Cellular component (GO): membrane
Molecular function (GO): hexose transmembrane transporter activity
Source: RefSeq, a predicted model, not a curated record
AUGGCGCCGCACGAAUCGCCUCGCAACGGAUACACAGUCGAUCGCUCACUUAAGCCAACGUGGAUCGUGUAUUCGUCCGUUGGGAUCGCCAUGCUCGAGGCCUUCCACUACGGUUGGUCCAACUCCCAAGUCAACCUCAGCACCUUCAGCAACACGGAGGAAUGCAAAGCUCGACCAGUGGAAGAAGGCACUUGCCUUAUGUUCCCUGGUCACACACACACGACCUGGACGCUCUUGGUCAACGCGUGGAUUGUGGGCGGUAUGUUCGGUAGUCUACUGUCCGGUUUUCCGUCCAACAAGUUUGGUCGUCGCACUACUCUUCGCUUCAAUGCAAUCCUUAUGGUGUUAGGAUCUGUGAUCCAGGUCGUGGCCAAUAACCCGACGUGGUUCGCCGUGGGUCGCUUUGUGACGGGUGUAGCGAACGGUGUAGCUAUGGCUGUCGUCAACACGUUCCUUAACGAGAUCUCUACGCCUCACAACCGCCACGCCUUGGGCACAAACACACACUUAGCUGCAACGUUAGGUAUCUCCGGAGUAGCCACGACGUUCUGGUACUGGAAUACGACGUCCGGUUUCCGCUGGAUCGCUGCGAUGCCGAUUCUUUUCGCUGCCGGUUUCGUAGCCCUGUCGUUCUUCUUCAUGGUCGAGAGUCCCGAACUGGCGCGUCUGUAUGGAACACAGAACGUCAACGUCAUGAUGGGUUGGAUCCAAGCGAACGACCGAAGAUCCAAGCUCCCUUCGACGUUGAGUGGCGUCUCGGAUAAAGUCCACACCGAGACGAACUGGACAAUCUUGACCAAUAAAAAGCUCCGUAAGCCGCUUGUCAUCGCGCUAGGACUGACCUGCAUCAACCAGUUGGUGGGUAUCAACGCUGUGUUCUUCUAUUCGUCGUCUAUCCUCAAAGAUGCCGGUAUUUCGGACUCCCGUGCUGGACUUAUGAUCAUCGACAUCUUGAACGUUGUCCCCGUGCCGAUUGCUGCGGCCUUGACGAAGAUCAUGCGGAAACGUACCAUGUUGAUGUCGGGUAUCUUCGUGAUGGUUCUGUGCUGUAUCGGCAUGACGGUCUCGCUGGUUUACAGUGUGGGUUGGCUCUCGAUUGUCUUCCUUGGCGUCUUUGUGGUGGGCUACGACUUGAGCAUCGGCCCGUUGCUCUGGCCGAUUGUGGCUGAGCUCUUCGCAGAUUCCGCUCGAGGUGCUGCGGUUGGUAUCUGUCUCACCAUGAAGUGGAUCUGCUCGCUCAUUGUGGGCAUCGGCUUCCCGUACGUUGAAGAAGCUAUCACGAACUACAGCUUCAUGCCGUUUCUGGGUACGACGGUACUCUCCAUUGUCUUCAUCUACUUUAUGGUGCCGGAGACGUCCGACAUGACUAUUGCGGAAAUCCAGGACGGAUUCCGUAGCGAUCACAGCGUACAGUCGUCUAGCAAGAGUCAGAUGUAA